AUGGUGCAACGAAUACAUGCUGAAAGAAUUCGUGUCACCCUUGGUUUUGAUGGUCUUUUUUAUGUUGAUCCGACACCGCAGGGUGGUGGUGGUUUAGCAUUGCUGUGGCGGAAGAAUAAUACGGCAAGUCUAUUGAGUUACUCUAAAAAUCACAUUGAUAUUGAGGUAAAAAUGUCCAGCUCUCCGAGGUGGAGAAUGACAUGUUAUUAUGGCUAUUUUCAGCGCCAUAGGAGGGCAGAAGCAUGGGAGUUGAUAAAAUCCUUUGCACCCCGGUCCACCUUACCAUGGGUUAUGAUUGCAGAUUUUAAUGAUCUCCUAUUUCAGCACGAGAAGAGAGGAGGUAAUCCUCACCCUACUAAUCUCCUACGCGGCUUUGGGGAGACUAUUGACCAGUGUGGCUUAACUCAGUUGCUUAUGGAGGGUUACCAUUUUACUUGGGAAAAAGGAAAGGGUACGCCAGCCUGCAUUGAAGAACGUUUGGAUAAGGUAUUAGCAUCUAAUGAUUGGCGUGAGAUUGUGCCUGGGGCUAGGGUGGUUAAUAAUCUGAUGAGGAAAUCUGAUCAUUCUGCAUUGUUUUUGAGUGUCCAUGGAAUUUUCCAAAACGGAGGAGGAGGAAGGAGGGGGUUUCGGUUCGAAAUGGCCUGGUUAUAUGAUGAUGGAUGCAGGAAUGUGGUGGAGAAGUCAUGGGAGGAGGGGAGGAGUGAAGGGAUGCAGGACUGUAUAACACACUGUGGGAACAGAUUGUCCAGAUGGGGCGGAGACCGGUAUCAUAAGUUUGGUGAAAAAAUGAGACACCUGCGAAAACAGCAAUUACAUCUUAGGGGUCGUACUGAUUUGGCAUCCUUGAAUGAAUUCCAGCGCUUGGAAGGAAUUCUGAGUAAUAUAGAGAUCCAAGAAGAUGCUUACUGGAGGCAAAGAGCCAAGCAACACUGGUUAAAGAAUGCAGAUGCUAAUACGAAAUUCUAUCACAGGUACGCCUCUCAUCGUAAGAAGAAAAAUACUAUUUAUAAACUUAUGAAUGAUAAUGGGGAUUGGGUGGAAGGAGGUGCUAUGAGUACGAUUAUUUUGGAUUAUUUUAGCCAUAUCUUUUCUUCCUGUAAUCCAAUGAAUGGUCACAAUUUAUUUUCUGGAGUAUCCCCCCGUGUAACCCAGAAUCAGAAUGAGUCAUUAUUACGUCCCUUUGAGGUAUUUGAGGUUAAAGAUGCCAUAUUUGCGAUGGCCCCUGACAAAGCUCCUGGACCAGAUGGUAUGAACCCGGGAUUUUAUCAACAUUUCUGGGAUAUAGUUGGUAGCGAUGUUUCGGCGUUUAUAGUGAAUUGCCUUAACAAUCGAGUUUUCCCCUCCAACUUGAAUGAUACAGAUGUGGUACUCAUCCCGAAAAAGAAAACCCCUGAAGUGGUAGCAGAUUUUCGCCCGAUAGCAUUGAGCAAUGUGAUAUACAGGAUAAUGGCUAAGAUGAUUACGCAGAGAAUGAAACCAUUAAUGGAGAAUAUAAUAUCUGGCUCCCAGAGUGCUUUUAUUCCAGACAGGCUGAUUACUGAUAAUAUUCUUGUAGCUGCGGAAGUAGGGCAUUACUUGAAUAGGAAACAGUGCGGGGCAGUAGGAUGGAGUGCACUCAAACUUGAUAUGGCCAAAGCUUAUGACCGCAUGGAAUGA
This is a messenger RNA of Ipomoea nil (Japanese morning glory), 1656 nucleotides long. RefSeq lists its product as uncharacterized. The transcript has a single exon. The record is from RefSeq and is a predicted model, not a curated record. Lineage: Eukaryota; Viridiplantae; Streptophyta; Magnoliopsida; Solanales; Convolvulaceae. Gene Ontology annotation, molecular function: catalytic activity. Bases 1 to 1656 code for a protein of 551 amino acids.